AUCCCUAGCUGACAUAUAAACACGUAAAAAUAUUAAUUUCGUGAUGAAAAUGUUGUAAGCGCAUUGUAAAAUGCAUAAAGUGCAUAUAAAUCUCAGAUGUGAGAUGUUAAAUCGCGAGUUGAAUAUCAAAUCCGUGCAGAACUUCAAAGUGCAAUAAUACCCGAAGUGCAAUCAGUUCAGUUGGAACUACAACAACAACAACAAAUAACCUUGUGCUUGUGGCCGUUGUUUGUGAUCAGAAAUAAGUAAUUGACGUGCAAGAAAUAAUGCAAAACUAAGUAGAAAGUCCACUGGGGACAUUCAAUAAUAUCAAUAGCCAAAUAUCUCAAAAGUUUAACAGCAAAAUACAGUGACUGUGACGGUGAUUGUGUUAGUGGCACCAAUACGGGCACAGCACAACACGCACACACACAUAGAAACGCGCAUAGAGAAUUUCAGCUAGUUUUUCAUAAAACAUACACAUCAAAAAAGUAACAACACCAGACGCGAUAAUACAUUAAUACAACAACAAAAGCAACAACGAAGAGUCUCAAAACGAGACUGGAAAACACUCCGAUAACAACAACACAACUACUAAGAGGAAACAACAAAAACAAUAAAAUCAAGGAAGCCAACAGCCACCACAUCUCCACAUCGACAGACUUUGAAUGCUGCUGCAUUUCAAUCGUUGGAGACAAAAUGGUUUCAUUAAUUGCUACAAUCGAUGCGGCAGCAAAGGCCCAAAAACAGCGUAACGCAGCCCCCGCUGCUGCUGCGGCAUCCCCGAGCACCUCUCCCACAGGCAGCGCAUCGUCCAAGGCUCCUUCUGGCUCAGGGUCGAACCUGACUGCCAGCGGCAAGCCCAAGGAGAAACGCAGGAACAAUGAGAAGCGCAAGGAGAAAUCCCGCGAUGCGGCACGUUGUCGCCGCUCCAAGGAGACGGAAAUCUUUAUGGAACUCUCGCAGGUUUUGCCCCUGAAGAACGACGAUGUGAAUCAGCUGGACAAGGCAUCCGUGAUGCGCAUCACAAUUGCUUUUCUGAAGAUACGCGAAAUGUUGCAGUUUGUGCCUGCUUUGCGCGACUGCAAGGAGAAUCAAACGGACAUCAAGCAGGACAUGGAUGAGGUGAAGCCCAAGCUGGAGUUAAGCAGCGAGGAGUGGCUCAAUGGCACCGCCGAAGCCAGCCAGCUGCUAAAGGAGACCAUGGACGGGUUCCUGCUGGUGCUGUCCCACGAGGGCGACAUCACCUACGUCUCCGAGAACGUAGUCGAGUACUUGGGCAUCACAAAGAUUGACACUCUGGGCCAGCCCAUCUGGGAGUACGCGCAUCAGUGCGAUCACGCGGAAAUCAAGGAGGCCCUCAACCAGAAGCGUCACAGCACCACACCAGUGAAGGAUGAGCAGCAGCUGGAGUCUGGCGUGAGCACCCAUCAUCGGGAUCUGUUCGUGCGCUUGAAGUGCACUCUGACCAACCGCGGACGCAGCAUCAACAUCAAGAGUGCCCUUUACAAGGUCAUACACAUCACGGGACACUUGGUGGUCAAUGGCAAGGGCGAGCGUGUGCUCAUAGCCAUUGGGCGACCCAUACCAAAUCCCGCGAACAUCGAGAUACCGCUGGGCACCAGCACCUUCCUCACCAAGCACUCGCUGGACAUGCGUUUCACCUACGUGGAUGAUAAAAUGCUUGGCUUGCUCGGCUAUGCGCCCAAUGAUCUUUUGGACACUUCGCUGUUUGGCUGCCAGCAUGGCGCGGACUCGGAACGCCUCAUGGCCACCUUCAAGAGCGUGAUCAGCAAGGGACAGGGUGAAACCUGUCGUUACCGCUUUCUGGGAAAAUGCGGCGGCUAUUGCUGGAUCGUCAGUCAGGCCACAAUUGUCUAUGACAAGCAAAAGCCACAGAGCGUCGUCUGCGUGAACUACGUCAUAAGUAAUCUUGAGAACAAACAUGAGAUUUACUCACUCGCUCAGCAAACGGCGGCAAGUGAGCAAAAGGAACAGCAACAGCAACAGCAACAACAAACAGCAACUGACAUCGAGAACAACAACAACAACAAAACAGAAACAACAACCACAACAACACCGGAGGAAACAUCAGCUAAGACAAACGCAACUCCAAUAGAGCUUGAGGAGAAGCCCCAAGCCCCAACUGAGAGCAAGGAGCCAGCGUCGGAAAUAAACAACAAUCCGGAGCCAGAGAAAACUCCAAUUGCAACGGAAAUUACUGCUGCUGCUGCAACCAACAACAACCCACCAACAAUCACAACUGAAACAACAACAGCCAAACCACCCAACAACCAACUGCAGCAGGCAGAACUCCAUAUCAAGCGGGAGAACCACUCGCCGGGUCCGCGCACCAUCACAGCACAGCUGAUCAGCACCGCCACCACCAACAGUGGCAACAGUCUGCGACUCGAGGAGAAGCGCCCCAAGUCGGUGACUGCUUCGGUGUUCCGACCCAGUCCGGCGCCACCUUUAACUGCAACACCCCCCACAGCCCCAGCAGUGGGACUUGGAUUCAAGAAAACAACAGAACCAACACUGCCGCCAACAACAACAGCAACGGCAGCGAUUCUCUCGUCGAGCAAUCAGCAGCAGAAUCCACAGCAGAAUCUGCAAGCGACUCAAGAUAUGAGUAAGGGAUUCCUAUCAUUCGUCGACGAUGGACGAGGCCUAACAAUGCUCAAGGAGGAACCCGACGAUCUGUCGCAUCACUUGGCCUCGACCAACUGCAUACAGCUGGACGAGAUGACACCCUUCAGCGACAUGCUGGUGGGCCUCAUGAGCUCCUGCCUGCUGCCGGACGAAAUCAACUCCCUGGACUCGACCACCUGCUCGACAACCGCCAGCGUGGCGCCCCACUACCAGAGCAGCAGCAGCCACAGCCACAGCGGCAGCCAAAGCAGCAGCUACGCCAGCAGUCCCCUCAGCCCGCUAACGCCCACAGGUGUGGUGACCACAGCAGGGGGAGCAGGAGGAGGAGCAGCUGCGAAUGGCAGCAGCACUCCGAGCAAUCACAGCAGCAGCAACCAGCAGCAGCAGCACCAGCAGCAACAUCAGCACCAGCAUCACGACAACAGCAACAGCAGCAGCAACAUCGAUCCGCUGUUCAACUACCGCGAGGAGUCGAACGAUACGAGCUGCUCCCAGCAUCUGCACUCGCCCAGCAUCACAUCGAAGAGUCCCGAGGACAGCAGCCUGCCAUCGCUAUGCAGCCCCAGUUCGCUGACCCAGGAGGAUGACUUCUCGUUCGUGGACUUUGAGAUGCGUGCCCCGUACAUCCCCAUGGGCGAUGACAUGCCCCUGCUCACGGAGACAGACUUGAUGUGGUGUCCGCCGGAGGAUCUGCACGGAUCCAUGCCCAAGGAGAUCGAUGCCAUACAGCAGCAACUGCAGCAGCUGCAACAGCAGCAGCAUCACCACCAGCAGCAGCAGGCUUACAGCCAGUACAACCAGCAACAACAGCAGCAACAGCAGCAGCAGCAGCAGCAUUUCUCCAACUCCUUGUGCUCGUCACCCGCCUCGACAGUGUCCUCGCUGUCGCCAUCGCCAGUGCAGCAGCAGCAGCAACAGCAGCAGACCGGAGGAGUCUUCACCACCGACUCGAGUGAACUGGCCGCGCUGCUCUGUGGCACGGGCAAUGGAACGCUCUCCAUACUGGGCGAGAGUGGAGCCAACGCCGCGGAAGAGCGUCUUCAGCAGCAGCAGGCCAGCAGCGACUUUCGCAGUUUCCAGCAAUUGCAGCAGGAGCUGCAGCUGCAGGAGGAACAGCAGCAGCAGGAGGAGCAGCAACGUCAGCAGCAGCAGCAGCAGCAGCAAAUGAUCAGCCUCAGCAUCGAGUGCAAAAAGGAGAAAUACGAAGUGCCGAUGGCACCCAGCCUGAGUCAUUCCAUUGAGGAUGCAUUUGAGAAUGACUACAGCAAGGAUUCUUCCAAUCUGGACUGCUGGGAUCUGCUGCAGAUGAAUGUGGCGGAGGCUGGCGUUAGUCCGGCCGCCUCGCCCUCACCCUGCAAGGUGGCGACCAUCCAGCUGCUGCAACACCAACAGCAGCAGCUGCAGCAGCAGCAGCAGAACAUCAUCCUGAAUGCUGUGCCCUUGAUAACCAUUCAGAACAACAAGAGCAUCCUGCAACAGCAACAGCAGCAGCAACAGCAGGAGCUGCAGGAGCUAAUGCAGAGCAGCAAGCAGCAGGCGCCCGUGGCCACCAUGAAGCUGCUGAAUGGAGCGAGCAUUGCGCCAGUGACCACCAAGGCAACCAUACGCCUGGUGGAGAGCAAGCCGCAACAGACAACGACACAGCAGCAGCAGCGACUCGGAAAGGCAACCAUGCUGCAGACACUCGUGCCCCAGCAGCAGCAACACGGAAACAAGCGACACCUCAACAGUCAGACGAGCCAGGGAAACCCGGUGGAAUCGAAGCGCUUGAAGAGCGGCACCCUCUGCCUGGAUGUGCAGUCGCCGCAGCUGCUGCAGCAGCUGAUCGGCAAGGACUCGGCCCAGCAGCAGACGCUCGCGGCCAAGAGGGCGGCCAGCGAGCGCUGGCAGCAGACGGCGGAGGGCAAGCAGCAGCAGAAGCUCCAGCAGCAGCAGCAGCAGCAGUCGAACUCGGUGCUGAAGAAUCUACUCGUGAGCGGACGUGAUGUGAACCAAUCCGAAGAAGUAUCCGAACCGAUGAUUAUAGAUGACAAUGGCCUGGAUCAAACUGCACAGAAAUCAGCCUACGGCAAGUACGGCUUGCCGCUGCACUGCCACACCUCGACAUCGGCCGUGCUGCGUAAUUAUCACCACAAUCCGCUGAUUAGCGGCACCAACUUCCAGCUGUCGCCGGUCUUCAGCGGCUCUGAUGCGGGCGGUGGCGAUGGCGAUGCCGGGUCAGUGGUCUCCCUGGACGACUCGGUGCCGCCGGGCCUCACAGCCUGCGACACAGAUGCCUCCAGCGACAGUGGCAUCGAUGAGAACAGCCUCGUCGAGGGUGCUUCUGUGUCGCCGCGCAAGCGGGUGCACGUCAGCCAUAGCGAGGAGGCUGCACCUCCUCCCCUCGAUGUGGUGCCACAGCAGCAGCAGCAGCAGCCACAAGUGCUGGGUGAGGAGGAGGCCGAAGGUUGCCCCACCACCCACAGCAGGAAGACAUCGAUAUCGUUUCUGGACAACAGCAAUCCCCUGCUGCACACCCCGGCCAUGAUGGACCUCUGCAACGACGACUACAUCAUGAGCGAGGGCGGCUUCGAGUUCAGCGAGAAUCAGCUGGAGCAGGUGCUCGGCUGGUCGGAGAUCGCCUAGGAAGGGACUGUGUGCAUGUGCGUCGAAAUUGUUGAAACUACAGUGAAAUCAAUCUAAAAUCCCUACCACAACCCACCCGAGAACGGAGCCCUACCCAUAGCCGAGCCCAAACACAAACACGGAACGGAAGGGUUAACCAUAUUUGAAUAGUUUUGUAGCCACGUUAACUGCCUAGAACGGAAGAA
Messenger RNA from Drosophila subobscura, 5441 nucleotides. RefSeq names its product protein similar (gene sima). Bases 679 to 5256 code for a protein of 1525 amino acids. The record is from RefSeq and is a predicted model, not a curated record. The transcript is spliced from 12 exons. Lineage: Eukaryota; Metazoa; Arthropoda; Insecta; Diptera; Drosophilidae. Gene Ontology annotation, molecular function: DNA-binding transcription factor activity, RNA polymerase II-specific; protein dimerization activity; RNA polymerase II transcription regulatory region sequence-specific DNA binding. Gene Ontology annotation, biological process: cellular response to hypoxia; regulation of transcription by RNA polymerase II.